GGCGGUGGAACCAGAUGAGUUGGCCCAUCCUUAGGUAGGACGGGGGAAGGCUUAUUCUAAUGAUGUGCCAGCAGGUGUAACAGGAGGAAUUUCAUGUUUACUGUCAGCUCCUUGUUACUGACACAUCAGGUCUGCUCCUGCCCCGAACACCAACCCCAGGUGGUUCCACUGCCUCCUGACUCACACAACCAUGAGUUUGUACAAUAACCGCUAUGGGAGUCCAAGGAGUUUCAGCAGUCGGUCUCAUGGGUCCUUAUCUGGCAGGCCUUCUGUGUACCGAAUCAGCACCGGCUUCCAGCCAGUAAUGCAAAGGUCUAGCAGUGGGCUCAACCUGUCCCGUAUCACCCCAAGCUCCAGCACUUUCCUGCUCUCCUCACUUCCCAACAUGGAGGUGGACCCCCAAAUGCAGCAGCUGAGGAACCAAGAGAAGGAGCAGAUCAAGGGACUCAACAACCAGUUUGUUAACUUCAUAGAUAAGGUACAGGAUCUCGAAAAGCAGAACAAGAUUCUGGAGACCCAGCUCGCCCUUCUAAAGGAAAAAGACGCAUACAAAUCCAAUAUUGAUCAAAUCACACAAGUAUCAGCAAACCGGUUAAAACAGCAGAUUGACGGACUCCUGCAUGAGAAGGAGAAGCUGCAGUUGGAGCUGCACAACAUGCAGGGACUGGUGGAGGAACUGAAGAACAGGUAUGAGGAUGACAUUAACCGACGGAACCAGAUAGAGAACGACUUUGUACUGACCAAGAAGGACCUGGAUGACGCUUAUCUCCAUAGGGUGGACAAUGAAUCCAAACUGGAGACCCUGACUGAUGAAAUUCAGUACCUUAAGCAGCUGUACAAUGAGGAGUUGAAGGAGCUGGAACAUCAGGUAAACAAUGCCAAGGUCACCGUAUCGAUGGACAACAGUCGUGAUUUUGAGAUGAAGCAAAUCAUGGAUGAAGUGAAGGCUCAGUACCAAGCAAUGACCCAGAAAAGCCAACAGGAGGCUGAAUACUGGUAUAACUGCAAGAUCGAUGACAUGGAGAAUCAGGCAAAACGAAACAAUGAAGAGCUUAAGGCUCUGAGGAAUGACCUAAAUGACUUGAACCGGAUGAUUCAGAGAGCCAGCAGUGACAACGAGGCUAUAAAAAACGAGCGUGCCAACCUGGAAAGUGCCAUAUCUAUGGCAGAGGAACAUGGAGAGGAUGCUGUCCGUAAUGCUAAAUCUCAUAUCCAAGACCUUGAGGUUGCCUUAAAACGAGAAAAACAGGACAUGGCCCUUAAGGUGCGCGAAUGCCAGGAAUUGAUGAACAUCAAGCUGGCCUUGGACAUUGAGAUUGCCACUUACAGGAAACUGCUGGAGGGGGAGGAGACCAGGAUGCAAGACCAAAAACCAAAUCUUCAAGCCAAUGCCAUAGACAAACUGGCCAGUACCCUAAACUUUGAGGUCAAAUCCACCCCGCCAGUCCAGGCAGCACCCAAUCCAAAGAAAGUGGUUCUUGUCAAGACUAUUGAAACAGCUGAUGGCAAGCAAGUGACCGAGGGAUCCAAGUAUUCUGCCCAGUGAGCACCCACCCCCCUCUCUUCUACCGUGCAGUGUGUGGUCAUGAUCUCUGGAGCACAAACACCGUUACUUCUUUAUGGAUAUUUAGUUUUUUUAUUUAAAGAUUUUGCCAAGUUGGUCAGAGUAUCUCAUCCUUUGGACUGAUGCAAAGGAUACGUAAACCUGAGAUUUGUCAAUAGAUCAUUUCCAUUAGCUUCACUAAAAACAAAACUGCUCCCAGCCCUGGGCUGCUCUCCUCUCUUCCCAAUGUCCAGUUGGGGGGCUAGGCAUGAUUCUGUUGAGUGAUCAAAUGCAUUUUGCACUGCAUUGAUUUUAGUUGAAACCAGGCAAAAACAGCUUCCAGCACUAAAGGAAGCUUCUGAUCCACUGAACAGCUCAUACUGCCAUCCAGGUCUCAUAAAUUUGCAUAGCAUUGUUUUCUAAUAGAGCUGGAUGACAGUAUAAGCCUUUCAAUGGAUCAGGAGCUCCCUCUAGUGCUGGAAGAGUACGAAAUGUGAAACUGUUUUAAACUGUUUUCAGUAGGGAUGCACCAAAUCCACUAUUUUCAAUUCGGCCAACCCCCCGAAUCCGUCGCAAAAGAUUCAGCCGAAUACUGCAACCUAAUCCUAAUUUGCAUAUGCAGAUUAAGGGUGGGAAGGGGAAAACAUUUUUUUACUUCCUUGUUUUGUGACAAAAAGUCAUGCAAUUUCCCUCCCACCCCUUAUUUGCAUAUGCAAAUUAGGAUUUGGAUUCGGUUCGGCAGGGCAGAAGUAUUCGGCCGAAUCAGAAUCCUGCUGAAAAAGGCCGAAUCCUGGCCGAAUCUCGAACCGAAUCCUGGAUUCAGUGCAUCCCUAGUUUUCAGCUUAACUCAAUCCAGGGGUGGGGGGCGUUAUGUUUUAUACAUGCACCGUUCUAUUAUACAGCACUACAAAAUAUGUUGACACUGCAAUAUUUGAUAAUGCUACUAAUAAGGUCUGGCUCUGCUCUAUGGAAAGGUACAAGCCAUUUUGACUUAUUCCCGCUUGUCGUGCAGAAUCUGCAUUAAAUAUAUAGAAAUGUGAA
Molecule: messenger RNA, 2584 nt
Organism: Xenopus laevis (African clawed frog)
Lineage: Eukaryota; Metazoa; Chordata; Amphibia; Anura; Pipidae
Gene: krt8.2.S
Product: keratin 8 S homeolog
Exons: 9
Coding region: 191-1546 (451 amino acids)
Biological process (GO): intermediate filament organization; keratinization
Cellular component (GO): keratin filament
Molecular function (GO): structural molecule activity; structural constituent of skin epidermis
Source: RefSeq, a predicted model, not a curated record